Messenger RNA from Sclerotinia borealis F-4128, 1545 nucleotides. NCBI's taxonomy places the organism in Eukaryota, Fungi, Ascomycota, Leotiomycetes, Helotiales, Sclerotiniaceae. The record is from the annotation of a GenBank genome assembly.
AUGAAGUCCAAAGUAUUCUCUCAUCCAGUGACUGAAGUUGACACCGAGAAGGGCUCGACUAAUGAUGUACCUGUCGGGGAGGAGCUUAAACGAAAUAUGAAGGGUCGCCAUAUCAAUAUGAUAGCGAUUGCAGGUAUGAUUGGAACUGGUCUCUUUUUGAGUUCCGGGACCACAAUCGCCCUAGCUGGUCCAGCCGGUGCAUGGCUUGCAUACAUUUUCAUGGGAUUCGUGACAGCAGGAGUUAGCUACACAACCGGUGAGAUCACUGCGUUCAUGCCAGUCACUGGUGGAUUUGUGCGUCAUGCUACGGCAUUUGUGGAGCCUGCUUUUGGGGCUGCAGCGGGAUGGAAUUUUUGGUACACAAUGGCUAUAUCAGUACCAGCUGAAUUGAGUGCAGCUGCGACUCUCAUUCAGUUUUGGGAUUCAAGCACAAAUCCAGCGUCCGAAGUCAUUUUUGCUUCUAUGAAGAUUGCUCUCAUCAUUGGUCUAAUUAUUGCCGGACUAGUCGUCGAUCUUGGUGGUGGACCGAAAGGAGAACGACUUGGGUUCACUUAUUGGAAAAACCCAGGACCUUUCAACGAAUACUUGGUCAGUGGAAACACUGGGCAAUUUCUCGCCUUCUGGUCAUCUCUCAUCAGCGCUGCCUUCGCUUAUGGUAACAUCCAAGUCGUGGCGCUCUCUGGCACGGAAACAGCGAAUCCCCGAAAGAUUAUCCCAGAUGCCACGAAGAAGACAUUCUUCCGUGUCUUUUUCUUUUAUGUUUUGAGUAUCUUGAUAGUCGGAGUGAUUGUUCCAUAUGACAGUGAAGCUCUAUCUGUUUCUCUUGGAACAGCCGCCUCAUCUCCUUUUGUUAUUGCUUUUCAAGCCGCUGGAAUUAAGGUCCUUCCUUCCAUCAUUAACGCUGUUGUCUGUACAUCUGCUAUCAGUAGUGGAUCUGCUUGUAUCUACCUGGCAUCUCGUACACUUUAUGGCUUGAGUGCCGAUGGCCAUGCUCCAAAGGUCUUCAUGAAGUGUAAUCGAUUUGGUACCCCGUGGUAUGCCGUGGGUUUAAGUGUGCUCCCAUCGCCCCUUGUGUACAUGGUUGUCAGCACCCAAGCAUCAGUUGUCUUUGGGUGGUUUGUCAACAUUACUACAGUGGCGGGAUUAAUCGGAUGGGUUGUCAUAGAAGUUACAUAUCUCAGAUUCUUUUAUGCUCUGAAACAACAGUGUAUCUCUCGUGAUUCUUUGCCCUACAAGAGCCCUUUCCAGCCUUAUGUAGCAUGGAUUACAGGACUUAUUGUCUUCCUAAUUGUCUUCUUCUCCGGAUAUGCUGUCUUCUUCCCUGGAAAUUUUACAGCUUCUGGAUUUUUGACAUAUUAUAUCAACGUUGCAAUCUUUAUUGUGUUAUACGCAUUCUUUAAGCUGUUCCUGAAAUCGAAGAUCAUUCCAUUAGAUAGGAUAAACUUUGAACCCGAGCUAAACUCGAUACGCCGAUGGAAGGAGACAUCAGAGCUCAUGAAAGAAGACAAGAAUCUCGCAAGAAGAGUAUGGGAUAAGAUUUUCUGA